AGAUAUUAAUGCUCCAAAUGUAUGGUGUCUUUUGUGCGAAGAUCAAGGUCGACGAGGGGCACCGCCCUGAACAUUUCAUCUUGCAAGAAACUAGAAUCAUUAUCUUACAAUGGGAGAUUCGAGGCAUCUACUGACUUUUUAUCCAACUUCCCUUGUCUUCAAUAUUUAGCUUUGUCUACUAUACAUCCCAACCUGAAGUUAUCAAGUCAUUCCUUGAAAAUAUUGGCGUUAAAUCCAUGCUGCGAUUUGGAUGUAACUGAUAUCGAUGCCCCUAAUUUGAUUUUCUUGAAGUUCUCUUUAUAUAAGUCAUCUAAUCCUCUGGUAAGAAAUCCUGCCAAGUCGGAACCACAAAUGGAAUGGUUUCCCUUCGAUGACGUCAACGCUCUUUCGUUCAAGAAAUUGAGGCGUUUUUUGAACAAGAGUACUGGAUUCUUCAAAGUAUUGAAAUUAAAUAUAUGCUCGAGUUUCAUAGAUGUUGAGGAACUAAAGGUCAUUGACUCCCCACCUAUUGAACUCAAGCAUGUUGAAGUAGAACUAACAGUCCGUGAAGAACCUGGUACCAUAGACAAGUUAUCAGCUUAUGUCUCAGCUGUGGAUACUGUAUUUUGGUGUUUACGUCCAGAAUCUCUAACUUUAAUAUCUGAUUUUGAAUCCCUUGAUGUUGAACAACGAAGCCGUAUCGUUAAGUUUACAUACGAGAAGCUACUUCGACAAAAUGAUGAAGACCAGACUGAUAUCGAGAUUGAGUUGUCUACCUCCUCUUCAAAAGACAAAAAACACUUCAAUGACUUGAAAUCCUUGUUGGCAGCAUUACCUUGUGAGCCACUUAGCGACAUAAUUACCUUCAUAAAAGUAGAAGAUUCAAAUGCUGUGAAAGAAGGAUGAUGUAUCGAAUCAAGGAACCUUCAGUUAGCAGACAAGUAUGAUGAAUAGUAUGUGUAGUACUUUUAUAUCUUGGUCAUUGUGUUUUGGAGUAAUUUGAUUUAGACUCUAGUAAAAUAUUUAUUAGUUUGUACAACUUUUAAGUUAAUAUUCCCUAAAUGUUAUUACUAAUGGUCUUGAAAUUUGGUAAUGAUGCCUUGUUGACUAUGUAUUUGAAUCUUUUGCAUU
Erigeron canadensis is the source of this 1110-nucleotide messenger RNA. RefSeq lists its product as uncharacterized. The transcript is spliced from 4 exons. Lineage: Eukaryota; Viridiplantae; Streptophyta; Magnoliopsida; Asterales; Asteraceae. The coding region runs from base 22 to 885 and encodes 287 amino acids. The record is from RefSeq and is a predicted model, not a curated record.